Dinoponera quadriceps is the source of this 1842-nucleotide messenger RNA. RefSeq names its product mannose-1-phosphate guanyltransferase beta (gene Gmppb). Gene Ontology annotation, molecular function: GTP binding; mannose-1-phosphate guanylyltransferase (GTP) activity. Gene Ontology annotation, biological process: GDP-mannose biosynthetic process; cell wall mannoprotein biosynthetic process. The coding region runs from base 420 to 1529 and encodes 369 amino acids. The record is from RefSeq and is a predicted model, not a curated record. The transcript is spliced from 6 exons. Gene Ontology annotation, cellular component: cytoplasm. Lineage: Eukaryota; Metazoa; Arthropoda; Insecta; Hymenoptera; Formicidae.
CUGUGUCUCUCACUGUCGCCGUAUAUACAAUAGCAUAAAAUGCGUUACAGUCGAUAUUACUAUUAUCGUUAAAAGUGGCAGUGACAAGUGACAGCUACGCUGGGCAAGUAGUAAGAUGGCGGCCGCUGAUAUCGCCGGAAAGUUAAUCAGUCGCGGAAAACACUCGUGAAGCCGAGAACCGCCGGGGGAAAACGGCGACGUAUUAUGUGCGAAAGGUACACGAAAUAUUUAUGUUCGUGUUAAUUCAUAAUCGUCUAUGUCGACCGUGCGAUCUCGCGCAACGGGAUUGUCACGCCUAACCAUCGAAUUUGUUCGUAAACACGUAACACAAUCGUACUCAACGAGUAUAUCUUACGUGGCAGCGUUUAUCGCUGAUAUCAGAUUUUCUUCAACGGGACGACCUCGCGCGUUUUGCAGAAAUGCACGAGAAGAAGAAGAAGCUGCAAACCAUGCGUGCUUUGAUACUUGUCGGUGGCUAUGGAACCAGACUGCGACCUCUCACCUUAAGUCGGCCUAAGCCGCUCGUUGAAUUCGCUAACAAACCGAUGCUUUUGCAUCAGAUCGAGGCACUUGUACAGACAAAUGUAACAGAAGUGAUAUUGGCUGUCUCUUAUCGGGCGCAGCAAAUGGAAGAAGAAUUGGUACACGAGGCGAAAAAGUUAGGGGUGCAACUGAUUUUCUCUCAUGAACCGGAACCACUGGGUACCGCAGGACCGCUAGCACUUGCUCGCGAAUAUUUAUGCGCCAGUGACGAUCCGUUCUUCGUCCUGAAUUCUGACAUUAUCUGUGAUUUUCCCUUCAAGCAACUUCUCGAGUUUCAUGAGAGCCAUGGGAAAGAGGGAACCAUAGUCGUCACUAAGGUGGAAGAACCGUCGAAAUAUGGUGUGGUUGUGUACGGGGAAGAUGGAAAAAUCGAGAGCUUCGUCGAGAAACCGCAAGAGUUUAUAUCCAAUAAAAUUAAUGCAGGCAUGUACAUUCUUAACCCGAGCGUACUGAAUAGAAUAGAAUUGAAACCUACGAGUAUCGAGAAAGAAGUCUUUCCGAGUAUGGCUCAAGAUGGGGAAUUAUACGCGAUGGAACUGCCAGGUUUCUGGAUGGACGUAGGACAACCUAAAGAUUUUCUCACAGGAAUGUCUAUGUAUCUUACUUCGUUGAGGCAGAAGCAUCCUGAACAGCUUCAUUCUGGACCUGGUAUAGUAGGCAACGUUCUGAUAGACCCGACAGCUAUAAUCGGUAAAGACUGCAGAAUCGGGCCUAAUGUCACGAUCGGGCCUGGCGUCACUCUAGCAGACGGAUGCUGUAUCAAACGAAGCACCAUUCUGAAGGCAGCUGUGAUAAAGGAACACGCGUGGCUUAAUGGAUGCAUAGUUGGUUGGAGAAGCGUUGUAGGACGAUGGGUGAGAAUGGAAGGUACAACCGUGCUGGGGGAGGACGUUAUCGUGAAGGACGAGCUGUACAUCAACGGCGGACAAGUCCUACCGCAUAAGAGCAUUUCCACUUCUGUGCCAGAACCACAGAUCAUUAUGUGACCAAAGAUCAUAACUUGAAUUAAUGAAGACACUAACACUCAAACCAAAACACGACAGAUACGAUCCGAGAUUUGUAACAAUUUUUUUUUUAAACGUGCAUAAUAUAUUACCUCUGUUCGUUUUUAUUAUUUUUGUAUACAGUUGCCGUCUCUCCCGGAAUCUUCGUAUUAAAGAAAUAUUUAAAAAUACAAACAUUUACUUCUCCACAAUCGAUCGCUGUAAGUCUUGUUUUGUUCUCUCCGGAACACAAUUGCGUAACUUAGAAGAAACGUAAGUUACCUUACAUUAGUAUUGCAAAUGUCAGUGCCGCGAU